Molecule: messenger RNA, 1147 nt
Organism: Dichomitus squalens LYAD-421 SS1
Lineage: Eukaryota; Fungi; Basidiomycota; Agaricomycetes; Polyporales; Polyporaceae
Exons: 13
Coding region: 1-1053 (350 amino acids)
Source: RefSeq, a predicted model, not a curated record
AUGGUCAACUGGAAAUCGUCCGAGGAGAUUGCAAAGGAUGGAGAGUCGUUCGACAGGUUCAUGCACACCCUCCUCGGGCUCUAUAUCUGGGAAUUCGUCACGUCCCUUCCGUUCGACUGGCAGUACCUCAGCGGGCAGAGAAAGUUCAAGUGGCCUUUGGUCUUCUACUUCGCAGGUCGCUACUUCCUGCUUUUCGCCUUGAUUGGCAUAGCUAUCGCCUUGAAUGUUACGACGCCGGUCAAUUGUCAAGCGCUCUACACGUACAACCAGAUCUUCGGGAAUGCGUCUAUUGGACUUGCUAGCAUCAACCUUUCCCUUCGCACAAUGGCGGUUUGGUCGCAGGCAUGGCAAAUCGUCGUACUUCUCGUCGGAGUCAUACUGGGACAUUGGGCAUUGUUGCUGCACGGUGUUCUUUUGAAGGCCGCUUGGAUACCCGGAACAGGCUGUGCCAUUACCUAUACAAGCAACAAAAUUCUGGCCGCGACGUUCAUUUACACGAUGUGUUUCGAUUUCACUGUUCUCGCUCUGACGGGGUGGAAGCUGGGCGUGGGGAGCAGCUCACGUCGGGACCGGUCUAAGAUUGUGAAGCUUAUCUUCGAGGACGGGCUGAUCUACUUCAUGGUCGCUUUUGUAGCCAACGCGAUUGCAACUACUUUUAUGAUACUCAAUCUGAACGCGGUGAUGUCGAUCAUCGCGAACGUUCCCGCAGCAAUCGCGUCCAAUAUUGUCGCUUGUCGUGUUGUGCGGCGGUUGACUAACUAUACCUCUGAAGGUGCGGAAGUGUUUGGAACCACUCAAGCUUCGACACUCGCAUUCAGUGGUCCUGGUAGUCGCUACACAACUCGUGGCAUUGUCUCUUUUAGUGAAAAGAAGGAGAACCUCCAGCUCCAGAUGGACACAUUCCAGGCGGCUCCGGGAGAGAUCUCUCCCUCAGACCUUGAGUCUGUCCGGUACGAUGCGGCUGGUCGUCUCAUGAGGAUGGGGGACAACGACAGCACUACGGACGUGGAGGCGUCGCCCAUCGAAGAAUUCAAGCGGCCGAACUUGCAAUAACUGUACACCAUCGCCCACAUGCUUUCUUGCGUCUUCUUCCUUUACAAUCCAGGUUCAUGUUGUCGCUGCACCGCUCUCGCAGAUUCCUUUGCAU